AUGAACAAUGUUUCUCUCGACAACCUACCGCUGGAAGUCCUAACACGAGUCCUCAACAACGUCUCAUCUCCUGAAUUACUAAAUAUUGCACUUGCAGGCAAGUCGGUACUGAGAUUUGCACUUAGGGCACUUUACCAUAAAUUAUGUGUCUCUACAGUACAUGACUACAAGAAAAAAAACGCACGAGAAAACGAAUACGUUGUGGUAAGUAAAUCCAAUUGUAUCCGUUUGCUCAGUUAUACCUUGCAAAAUAACAAGGAAUUAGCACAGCUCAUCGGCCAUUUCAUUGUUGGUCCUUGUGCUUCGCCAGAGCUCAUCCGUCUUAUAUUUGCGCUUCGGAGAAACGCCACUAAUUUAAUUACAUUUCAGUCCAGUUUCGCAUAUGCCGCUGCAAAUUUUUUGGACCAGGAGUCUUCGUUGCCCCUUCCUUUUUAUGAUCAUUGCCAGAUCUUGUCUCCAGAUGACGUGCUAAUGAAGCGUAAUGGCCGGCCCAGACAAUUGACCAUUUGUACUGAUUUGAGUGAAUUUGUUUUUGGUAUCAAUCUCGACACUGACGUUCUCAGCAGUGUCAAGCUGUUGUACCUUGGAUCGGAGCAAAAGUCUGCACUACAUAUCCUCGAUGCGAUCAAAUUACCCGAAUCGGAGAAAUUCCGGCCAGAAUAUCUUUCAAUCGUCCACCUGCAUCAUUCUGGGUCUAAUGCGUUUGAUCAUAUAAACCCCGAUUUGGGCUUCUCAUUGGUUCCCAAAAAGAUCAAUACUCUGGGCUUGAAGACGCUAUGUAUGAGCCUCGAGUGUAUGGAGCCUCUAUCGCGAUGUGAAUGUGUAACAAAGUUUGUUGGGAAUGCAGGCCAACAUGCAGCCGACACAGAAGAUUUAGAUCAAUUAGAACACCUCAAAGUGAGUCUUGUUUUGGAUGAGGGUGGACUUAUGCCCAGUAUGCUUCUUGAUUCCAUUGUACUACCACUACAAUACUUAAUACUACAUCUUCCGCUGCUCAAGUCUUUAUCCUUCGACACACGGGCCACCACUUACAAAAUGCAAUCUCCUGAGGACGGAACAGAGGAAGACCUGGACCUAAGUUGCAACGGGAAAAUAGUUCGGACCUUAUUUCUUGCAAAUGAAAUGCUUCGAUGUAAUGGUCAAACGCCAUCAUUGAACAGUCUUUCUUUUCCUGACUUUUUCUUGGGGUUAGUUUUUCACGGCGAUUUCUUUGAAUCUCCUCUUCACUCUUGCAAGUGCUUGGGUUGCAAGAAAUUAUUGAUUAUUUGUGCAAAUUUCUUUUUACCAAUAAGCGAUUUCGAAGUUGGCGCCACGUAUUCCACGUCCUUCUUCUUUCUCAUUGGCAUGAUCUUAGAUAAACUCGAAAAUGAGCGGAAUCUUAUCCAUAUCCUGAGUCUGGAAACUGACUUUCAUCAAUUUAAAGACGGCCGCCUCUACUGUGAUUCAGAAUCACUCCACCAGCGUCUUCACAAUCUUGGGACAUGUGCUUGUUCGUUGAACCUCGACAUAGAUACCGUGAUCAUUACAUAUCUCGUUCACCAGUGCAGACCAGUUUUGGAGUAUGUUCGUCUAAACAUGCCUGAGAUUGAGGAGAUCACGAUACACGGGCUUUACUUCACCCGCACAUGUAUCGGUUGGGAAUGUCUAUUCGACAAUGAUUCGUAUCCAGUUGAAAUUUUAGAAGCAACAGAAUUGAAAAUGGAGCACACUGAGAACAGACAUGGCAAUCCGCAAGAUCUUUUGACGUUGUUAGAAACCUACGGAUGUCUUGAUUUGGAUAUCUUUGAUCACGGAGUUUAG
Messenger RNA from Australozyma saopauloensis, 1800 nucleotides. RefSeq lists its product as uncharacterized. Bases 1 to 1800 code for a protein of 599 amino acids. Gene Ontology annotation, molecular function: protein binding. The transcript has a single exon. The record is from RefSeq and is a predicted model, not a curated record. Lineage: Eukaryota; Fungi; Ascomycota; Pichiomycetes; Serinales; Metschnikowiaceae.